Molecule: messenger RNA, 1278 nt
Organism: Camelina sativa (false flax)
Lineage: Eukaryota; Viridiplantae; Streptophyta; Magnoliopsida; Brassicales; Brassicaceae
Product: putative F-box/LRR-repeat/kelch-repeat protein At1g11620
Molecular function (GO): protein binding
Source: RefSeq, a predicted model, not a curated record
AUGACGAUGCCAAUAGAUCUUCCAUCUGAUUUGCAAGAGGAAGUUCUCUCUAGAGUUCCAAUGAAAUCUCUUGCAAGGUUCAGAGCUGUGUGCAAGCAGUGGAACACUCUCUUUGUAGAGGACAGGUUCCUCGCGAAGCACUAUGGUGAACAUCAUUUUCUAAUUGGGACUUGUUUUGGUGAGAUUACUUCUCUGAACAUUAAAGACAAUACACUUAUACUGCUCCAAAACCUUUCCGUCGGAAACAUUCGUCCAAAAAAGUUGCAACAAUACAUUAAAGUGUAUAAGAUAGGUCACUGCGACGGUGUAUUGUAUUAUGUAUUGAGCAACCAAAUUUUAGUUUGGAACCCAUUAUUAAAACUUUCAAGAUGGAUCGAAUGUGACUGCAGCGAAUUUUUUGAGCUAGAUGAAGCGUACGGCCUUGGAUACAUACGCCGAUCAUCAAGUAUCUAUGAUUACAAACUCGUAAGGUUUCGAUGUCCUCGUAACUCCAAAGGUAGACGUGCCACGGUUGAAGUCUACGAAUUCACCUCUAAUAUGUGGAAGACUAUAGACAUUAGUUUUGAUUGGUUCCUUAGAGUACCAUUGGCGAGUGUCUCUUUGAGAGGAACUCCUUACUGGAUUGGUCUUCGAGAAGACAAUACGGCUUUUAUACAAAGUUUUGAUUUUAUCAAAGAAAGAUUUGAACCUUUGGAUCAUCUACCUUUUAAGUAUGUUGAGGAUAAUUUUAUUGCACUAGAUAUUUUUAAGGGAGAUCGGCUUUCAUUGUUACACCAAUGUUCUACAACAAGGAAGAUAAACAUAUGGGUGAAAGAUUGUAUCAUGUCUUGGACCAGGUUGAUGACCGUGGAUAUACCAGAACUUCCGGUAUUAUAUGAACGUCAUAUAGUUUUGCCGGCAGUUUAUUUUGUUGUCAAGGAUAAUGAACUUGUCAUAUCUGCUAUAAACAGUGAAAGAGGAUUUCUAGACAUUUACAUUGUGAGAAAGAAAGACUUCCAGAAAAUUGAAACAUACUUGGGGUUUUGUGUUUCUAUUGCAUGCAAGUAUCGCCCGAGUCUAGUUCGGCUUCCGGGGUUUUCGAAACAAAACACGAGUCCGAUAGGCCAAUGGAAAGAAAACGAUCUAAGUAGUUUUGUAAUUAUUAUUACUUUUGGUUACUCCGCUUAUCUAUUGUUCCAUUUUCCGUACGUGAUGCUCGUCGCGAUCUUCACUCACCAACAUUUGAAAAUUUCCUCUUUCUCGUUGUUUAAAAUUAAUACCUGCCCUGGAAUGUUCUAG